AUGUUGAAGUGGAUUCAGGGUGGUAUUUCAUCGGUAACAGGUAUUGCGGAACCCCAAUAUGGCAAGGAGUAUAUUCACACUGCAACGGAUAGAGUGAAGGGGAAGCAACCAUUCCAUGAGACUAGUAUACAGGAUUUCAAAUGGCAAAACCCAGCUUCUACUAAUGUGGAGACGUUUACUUUUUACUUCACUCAGCUAGAGAGUGGAGUGACUGGGUUUGCUCAAAUUAUUCAUUCGACAAUCGGCAGUUUACAUACUACGGGCCAGUUUACAUUUAGGUGUCAUCAUAAGACGAGGCCUGAUUUGAAUGUUUGGACUUCUACCAAGUUGGAGAAUUUCAGGAUUGAUGGAACCAAUUUUUAUGCGAACAACCUGUCUUUAGAGUUGAGUUCUGAUGGUACUUCUUUUCAUCUCAAGUCGUCUGUUUGCACUGAUAGCAUUGUGGAUCUAGUUGCCACAAGACUUACUUCCGGGGUCAAGGUUGGUGAGGACCCGACGACGUAUUAUGGGGAAGAUGAGAAGUCUCCUUGGGGCACAAUGAGACACGUUUUUUGGCCUAGAAACUCUGUAAAUGGUACAAUCACGCUUAAGGGUGGUGUCGCGGUUUCUUUUAAGGAAAACUACUCCAUGUUGGCAAUGGCCAUGCAAGGUAUGAAACCACACCACGCAGCGAGGUCAUGGAAUUUCUUGAAUUUUCAUUCUGAAGAAUAUUCUGUUAUCUUGAUGGAAUUCACUACCCCAAAGUCCUACGAGAACACUGAGGUUUCCAUUGGUAUCCUAUGUGAUAAAAAUAGCGUUUUGGCCGUUACAGUUGAUAACAAAGUUGAACAUCUUGAUGCAUCCGUUGAUUCCGUUGGCUGGCCCGUUCCUAAAGCGAUUUCCAUCGAUUUUCAAGGAGUUUCUGCUAGCAUCACAGACAACGAGAUCGAUACAGCUCCCAAAAUCUCUGCAAAUAUGGAGGGACAGUUGAGUUGUCUUGUUGAAAGAGUUGAUGUUAUGGCGGAGAUUCCAAAUUUCGUCAAAAAUAUCGUUUCAGGUGUAGCUGGGGCUAAACCAUACAUCUACCAGUUUGUCAACGAACUGAAUUUCACGUUUGAAGGUGUUAAGCACAAGGGAUUGGGUUGGUGUGAGGUAACAUUCAUCUCUGAAUUUGACGACAUCUCUCGAAAGUGA
Messenger RNA from Eremothecium cymbalariae DBVPG#7215, 1173 nucleotides. RefSeq names its product Svf1p (gene SVF1). The record is from RefSeq and is a predicted model, not a curated record. Gene Ontology annotation, biological process: response to oxidative stress. The transcript has a single exon. Lineage: Eukaryota; Fungi; Ascomycota; Saccharomycetes; Saccharomycetales; Saccharomycetaceae. Gene Ontology annotation, cellular component: cytoplasm. The coding region runs from base 1 to 1173 and encodes 390 amino acids.